AUGGGUAUGGCCCGUCUUGGGUUUGGACAGAUUGGCGGCGGCCCGAAGCCUGCUGCAACUGCCAAGAAGAUGGGCGGCUUUGGCUCAGUUGGUCCUAUCAAGGCCAAGGAAGAAGACGACAGCGAGCGCUACGCGCGCCAAAAGUUCGGCGCCCAGAAGGGCAUCUCCUCCGACGAGUUCUUCGGCAAAGGCAGCUUCGACCCCGCCGCACAAACCGAGGCCAAGGCGCGGCUCCAAGGCUUCGAGGGCGCCAGCUCCAUCUCCUCGAACGCUUAUUUCGGGCGCAAGGAGGAUGAUGGGGGAGAAGAGGACUAUGGCGAUCUUGAGAGCGCGGCGAAGGACUUUGUGAGGAAGUUUGGGGUCACGGCAGGGGAUGAUCUGGAGAACUUGACGCAGGUGCUUGGGGAGGGGGCGACGAAGUUGGGAGGGGCGGUGAGGGCGUAUUUGAAUAGUUAG
Pseudogymnoascus destructans is the source of this 456-nucleotide messenger RNA. Its product is annotated as glyoxalase. Lineage: Eukaryota; Fungi; Ascomycota; Leotiomycetes; Thelebolales; Thelebolaceae. Bases 1 to 456 code for a protein of 151 amino acids. The record is from RefSeq and is a predicted model, not a curated record. Gene Ontology annotation, biological process: COPI coating of Golgi vesicle. The transcript is spliced from 2 exons.